This is a messenger RNA of Etheostoma cragini (Arkansas darter), 1945 nucleotides long. RefSeq names its product B9 protein domain 1 (gene b9d1). The record is from RefSeq and is a predicted model, not a curated record. Gene Ontology annotation, biological process: cilium assembly. Gene Ontology annotation, cellular component: MKS complex. NCBI's taxonomy places the organism in Eukaryota, Metazoa, Chordata, Actinopteri, Perciformes, Percidae. Bases 213 to 845 code for a protein of 210 amino acids. The transcript is spliced from 7 exons.
ACCGCUUCGGCGCUUCCGUUCAGUUUGAACCUAGCAUGUAGCCGUAAGGAGGAACAAACGUCGCCUUAGCAACGAAUAUGGUUUUUACGGUUUUUUCCACACAGUGGUUUUAAACUAAAACACUAAAGUAGCAGCAAUAUUCUUCUAAACUGGGUUAAAUUUCUUAAUAAGCAAAUGAGCUUUAAAGUUUCAGGUUACUAACUGAAGCCGUGAUGGCUACAAGCAACCCGUCAGUGUUUCUUCUCUCGGUUAACGGACAAAUUGAGGGAGCAAACUUUCCAGAGUAUGACAAUUUAUACUGCAAAUAUAGUUUUGUCUACGGCCACGACUGGGCUCCCACGUCGGGGUUGGAGGAAGGCAUCACUCAAAUAACAUGUAAAGGAAGUGAGUCCUCACACAAAUUAAUAUGGAACUUCCCACUGGAGACAACGUUUAAGAGUACAAACCCCUCUGGAUGGCCUCAGCUCGUAGUGAGUGUGUAUGGUCCAGAUGUGUUUGGCAACGAUGUGGUCAGAGGCUACGGAGCAACACACAUCCCCUUCACACCUGGACAACACACACGGACCAUCCCCAUGUUUGUUCCUGAGCCCACGUGGAGACUACAGAAAUUCACGAGCUGGCUGUUAGGACGGCGGCCAGAGUACACAGACCCUAAAGUAGUGGCCCAGGGUGAAGGCAGAGAAGUGACGCGGGUUUGUUCCCAAGGCUUUGUCACAGUCUCCUUUCACAUCAUUACUAAAGACAUGAAGAAGAUGGGUUACGACACAGGACCCGCAAACCUUGUAAACACACCGUCUGCCACAUCUGGCUGGUCGACAGGGGAACAAGCGUACACCAUGGAAUAGCGUCGAGGAUGUUUGGUCCCUGCCAAAACAAAACCACAACACUCAAAGGGACUUAUUUACUUCGUUAGAAUCAAAUCCACACUACUGCAAUACAUACACACUCCUUUGCCUAGUGUUUUAGUCAAAAUGAAAUUUGAAUGAGAGUUUUAGAUGUAUAUUCAGUUUAAGAUAAUGUCUUCAAUUUUUCAGUUUUACUAUAUUUUUUACUUUUUUCAAAUAAAGGGACUUGGCCUCUAAAUUGUUCAUGUUUGGAUGUAUUGAGCAUACGUUGUUGCAUACAUCACUGUGAUUGUUUGGACGUUUAGUUAAAUAGGACACAGACACUGGAGUUACAGAGCUGAAGUGAUACACAUUUUAUUUUUGAACCAAUGCAGCUACAGAUGUCCUCAUCCAACAGGGUGCGGCCUGCUGCGUUCAUUUGUUUAGAUGCUGUUAAAAUACCACGGUGACUUUUCCUACAAAAACCCAUUACACAGAAUAAUAAGGUAUACAGAGGAACAGUAUGUUACAAUAGUACAAAUGAUAAAUUAUAUUAUACAGUUAUAAUGCCGACAGAUUGAGCACAUAUCCAAUAAAAAAGCAGCCUGCUCCCAGUACUAUGAGAAGGGUAAAUAGACCGACAUGGAAAAGAUUAAAAGGAGGCUGUUUAUGUAUAUAAAGACAGACAGUUCAUAAGGUCAGUUAGUCCUCUUGACAAAAGCAUAGUGAAUACACAGUAACACGCAGAGGAGCUUGCUACACACAGGCCACAUUUUCACUGCACUAUAGCCACACCUGUGAACCUGCUGCCAGGGAUCAAGAAAAAGUGUUUGGCUGCAGUGACAUCGGACUGUUUGGGAGUGCUGAAAUUGUUCAACACAGUAAUGUUAUUGUUUUGUUUUUUCAAUGCAUCCAUAACAACUUUUUUCCACAAUCACUGGAGUGAAGUUUAAAGGUCAGGCCGCAGUGAAAUCAAGGCCAGUGUGAAAGUCUUAGCAAGUAUAUCAUAGUAGCAUUUUAAUAAACAAGACUUUAUUAGCAAAUCUAACUUUGCAAAACACAUCAAGCGUUAAGUUUUCUUAUCUUUUUACUUUUCCAACUCCAAUUUUUGCAUAUAUUUA